Molecule: messenger RNA, 717 nt
Organism: Elaeis guineensis (African oil palm)
Lineage: Eukaryota; Viridiplantae; Streptophyta; Magnoliopsida; Arecales; Arecaceae
Product: inositol-tetrakisphosphate 1-kinase 1
Biological process (GO): inositol trisphosphate metabolic process
Cellular component (GO): cytoplasm
Molecular function (GO): inositol-1,3,4-trisphosphate 5-kinase activity; magnesium ion binding; inositol-3,4,5,6-tetrakisphosphate 1-kinase activity
Source: RefSeq, a predicted model, not a curated record
AUGGCCGAAGUCGCCUUACAAGUGACACGAUUAAAAAAAAACAGAGAGAGAGAAAACCUCCAGCAAAGAUUAGUGAUAGGGUACGCCCUCGCCCCUAAGAAGCAGCAGAGCGUCGUCAUACAGCCCUCGCUCGUUGGCCUCGCUGCCAGUCGCGGCAUCGAUCUCAUCUCCAUCGACCCUUGUUGUGCCCUCGUCGACCAGGGGCCCUUUGACUGCAUCAUCCACAAGCUCUAUGGUGACGACUGGAAGGCCCAGCUGCUGGACUUCGCUGCCCGAUACCCCGACGACCCUGUCAUCGAUUCUCCCCAUGCCAUCGAGCGUCUCCACAACCGCAUUUCCAUGCUCCGGGUCAUCUCCGAGCUUGAGAUCCUCCAGCACCAGGAAACCUUCAGGCUCCCCAGCCAGGUCGUGAUCAACGAUUCCAGCACCUUAUCGAACUCCGGCAUUGUCGGUGCCCUCCACUUCCCAGUCGGUGCCAAGCCCCUUGUUGCUGAUGGCAGCACCAAAUUGCACAAGAUGUCCCUCGUCUGCCACCGAAUCAGCAGCCUCCAGAAGUCUCCGGCUCCCUUCCUAGGGUCCACACACCUUCCGGCAUCAAAUCCCGCCGGGCUAAGGCCGACUCCGCUCUCCUACGCAUCCCAGUGCCAAACCCCAUUAGUUCAGUCAUCUCUGAGCCUCCUGCGCGUCUACGCACAUGUACAGCGCAGAAAAUUUUAG